AGCUUUGGUGAAAGUUCUUCCACGAUGAGAGACCGCUUGGAGGAGCUGCGGAAGAGGGCUCAAGACCUUUCUGAGGCAGCAUCUGAAAACAGCGUCCCUCCCUCAGUGGAGGUUGAUAAUGACGACUCUAUGGCGGCCAUAACGCCACAGGCUGUGAUGUUCGAGGAAGAGCCGGUCAUUAAGAAUUUCCUGUUUGAGGCCCAGCGAAUCAGAGAUGAUAUCACAGUGCUGGACAUAGAGGUCCUUAAGUUUGGACAGCAGCAAAAGACCCUGGUUGCAGCCAUGCGUCGUUUCAGUGUGAUGAAGAAGGAGAGCAGUAUAACCCGGGACAUCAAGCUCAAAGCCGAGAGCCUCCAUCGACGCAUAGAUGCUCUUUCAAAACAGGUCCAAAGGACUGAGGACCAACUGGGACCUAAUGCUGUUACAACCAGAAUACAACUCUCCCAGCAUGCAUCACUACACUCCAAAUUCCAGCAGGUAAUGCGGCAGCAUAAUGAAGGUCUGCUGGCGAAUGAAAUGGUGACCACAGGAAAAUGGGAGGUGUUCAAUGAGAACCUGCUGAAUGAUGCCAGAAUCACACGAUCACAACCAUCUGAGAUUGAACAGCGACACAAGGAGCUGUUGAGUCUGGAGAACAACAUGAGGGAGCUGAGGGACCUGUUUAUGGACAUUUUUAUUUUGGUGGAGGAACAAGGCUCCUACAUUGAGCACAUCCAGACCAAUGUGGAGAGGUCUCAGGAUUAUGUGGCUGCAUCUAAUGAAAAAUUCAAGAUGGCCGCCAGAUACAAGAAGAACAACCCACUGCGACAGCUGUGCUGCUGCUGCUGCCCUCCCUGGAGAUGUUGCUUAUAAACAUGUGUUUACCUCAACGUUCUUUCCGAGUAAUAUUUUAUAUUAGAAUUCUCACUUACUUGUUGGGAAUAAGGAACUUUGGAUUCAAGUACCAUUAAAGUGAAGGUUAUUAUGGCUCUGCAGUUUUGCUGUUGAACAGUGUGAAGGUGAAGAUAGAUUCAGCAGAUCAUGGAAAACAAUUAGGGUGAAAGCCAGAAUUGGUAUUUGAAGCACUUGUUUCUUUCAAGAGGAUGUGAGACGACUGCUAUUGGAAGAGACAGUUCAGUGAGUGCUGCUCACCAACACUGCUGCUUAUUGGAGACCUUCACUGUCAUCUGACAGAGGUCACAAACAAGCCGAGACCACUGCCUCUCACUGCUGGAUCAGCAAGACCCAAGACAAGACGUCAAGACUUCUACCAAUGAGCCUCUUAGCUUUCCUCUGUCACAGGACCACACGUGACCAUUUAUUUUUGUAUACAUUAUGUGCACUU
Messenger RNA from Trematomus bernacchii (emerald rockcod), 1324 nucleotides. Its product is annotated as syntaxin-19-like. Gene Ontology annotation, cellular component: synaptic vesicle; presynaptic active zone membrane; endomembrane system. Gene Ontology annotation, biological process: intracellular protein transport; synaptic vesicle fusion to presynaptic active zone membrane; exocytosis. The transcript is spliced from 4 exons. Gene Ontology annotation, molecular function: SNARE binding; SNAP receptor activity. The record is from RefSeq and is a predicted model, not a curated record. The coding region runs from base 25 to 852 and encodes 275 amino acids. Lineage: Eukaryota; Metazoa; Chordata; Actinopteri; Perciformes; Nototheniidae.